AUGCAUCGACUAGAAGAUUCUUUGCAUCUUUUCUGCAAAUGCCCCAUUGCUUUGGAAGUUUUAUCUGACUCUUCUCUGCAGCUACAACACACACUAUUGACGGCUACAAAUUUCAAGGAUUGGUUACUAGAAUGUGUGAUGCAUCUUGGGUUGGAAGUGUUUGCAAAGUUGAUGAUGCAGCUAUGGAUGUUAUGGAAGAACAGAAACAAUUUGCUAUGGAACAACAAGUCGCAAAAUUCUCAAAGCUUGAGUCUGCAAGCUUUGACAUGGUUGGAAGAAUUUAAAAAAGCCCGAUCUACGCAUGGGGCAGGGCAGCCACCACCGAAACCAACCUGGCAGCCAGCGGAGGAUAACAAUCCACAGUUAAAUGUGGAUGGAGCUUUUGUUCCUCAACUGGCAAGGGGUGGCACUGGUGGAGUUCUUAGGGACUCACAAGGCCGGUUUAUGGCUGCAUUUGCUCAUGCAGUACCGCAUACUAGCUCAGCGAAGCAGACUGAACUAAUGGCAAUCAAACAAGGAUUGGCCUUUGUUAAGGGUUUAAACUUGCAGCAAGUCACAAUUGAAAGUGACUGUCUUGAUGCUGUGCAAUUAAUUCUUAAGAAGGAUCAUGAAUUGGAUGAGUUGGGUGCUCUUGUGGAUGACAUUCUGCACCAACUAUUAAGCUUACCACAGGUUCGAAUUCAGCAUGCCAAGCGAACCUGCAAUGCUAUAGCGCACAAGCUUGCUGCCUAUGCUUUUGAUUCUGUUCUGUCUAAUAUGGUCUGGACUAACCGACUCCCUGAAUGUAUCUCUGAUGUAUUACAAUAUGACUCUGCUCAUAUUGCUUAA
This is a messenger RNA of Rosa rugosa (rugosa rose), 828 nucleotides long. RefSeq lists its product as uncharacterized. The transcript has a single exon. Bases 1 to 828 code for a protein of 275 amino acids. NCBI's taxonomy places the organism in Eukaryota, Viridiplantae, Streptophyta, Magnoliopsida, Rosales, Rosaceae. The record is from RefSeq and is a predicted model, not a curated record. Gene Ontology annotation, molecular function: RNA-DNA hybrid ribonuclease activity; nucleic acid binding.